Lasiosphaeria miniovina is the source of this 1335-nucleotide messenger RNA. Its product is annotated as DnaJ domain-containing protein. Gene Ontology annotation, biological process: 'de novo' cotranslational protein folding; regulation of translational fidelity. Gene Ontology annotation, cellular component: cytosol. The transcript has 2 exons. The coding region runs from base 1 to 1335 and encodes 444 amino acids. NCBI's taxonomy places the organism in Eukaryota, Fungi, Ascomycota, Sordariomycetes, Sordariales, Lasiosphaeriaceae. The record is from RefSeq and is a predicted model, not a curated record. Gene Ontology annotation, molecular function: ribosome binding; Hsp70 protein binding.
AUGGCCGCCACUCUGGUCUCACUACCGGCUCUACCUGAGAGAUGGGCUGCCGAGAAGGACUUCAAGUCUGUUGGCAAGCUCACCAAGGACAGCGCGACACAGCGGACAAUUGAGCCUGUUGGCCCUCACUUCCUUGCCCACGCCCGCCGCGCCCGCCAUAAGCGCACCUUUUCCGAAGACGACCGGAUACAGGCCCAGGAGCGCGCCAAGAAGGUCGAGGAGGACAAUGACAGCGAGAUCAGCGAGCCCGAGGACCCUAUGAUGCUCCAGCGUGAGGCCAAGGACUGGAAGGGCCAAGAUCACUACAAGGUGCUCGGCCUCUCCAAGUACCGCUACAAGGCCACCGAGGACCAGAUCAAGCGUGCCCAUCGCAAGAAGGUGCUCAAGCAUCACCCUGACAAGAAGGCCGCCGCCGGUCGCACCGAGGACGACAACUUCUUCAAGUGCAUUCAGAAGGCGACCGAGGUCUUGCUCGACCCCGUCAAGCGCCGCCAGUUCGACUCGGUCGACUCGGAGGCUGAUGUCGAGCCGCCUACCAAGAAGCAGCUGGUCAAGGGCAACUUCUACAAGCUGUGGGGCAGCGUCUUCAAGGCCGAGGCUCGCUUCAGCAAGACAAAACCUGUGCCGCUAUUUGGCGAUAACAAGUCGACCAAGGAGGAGGUUGAGAACUUCUACAACUUCUUUUACAACUUUGACAGCUGGCGGUCGUUCGAGUACCUUGACGAGGACGUGCCAGACGACAAUGAGAACCGCGACCAGAAGCGCCACAUGGAGCGCAAGAAUACCAAUGCGCGCAAGAAGAAGAAGGCCGAGGAUAACGCCCGCCUGCGCAAGCUGCUCGACGACUGCUCGGCUGCCGAUGAGCGUAUCAAGCGCUUCAGACAAGAGGCCAACGCGGCCAAGAACAAGAAGCGCCUAGAGAAGGAGGCUGCCGAGAAGAAGGCGGCCGAGGAUGCGGCUGCCAAGAAGGAGGCCGAUGAGAAGGCUGCCAAGGAGGCGGAGGAGAAGGCCAAGGUUGACCGCGAGGCCAACAAGAAGGCCAAGGAGGCUGCCAAGAACGCCGUCAAGAAGAACAAGCGUGUUCUCCGUGGGUCUGUCAAGGAUGCCAACUACUUUGUGACUGGAGAUGCGCCCGCCUCCACCAUCGAGGCAGUGCUGGGAGACAUUGACCUUGUCCAGGCCAAGAUCGAUCCCGAUGAGAUCGCCGCUCUCUCCGCCAAGCUUACUGGAUUGAAGGUUGCCGAUGAGAUUAAGGGUGUGUGGACGGAUGAGGUCAAGAGACUUGUCGGAGCUGGCAAGCUCAAAGGUGACGAGAUCAAGGCUCUCAAGUCAUAA